Molecule: messenger RNA, 913 nt
Organism: Folsomia candida
Lineage: Eukaryota; Metazoa; Arthropoda; Collembola; Entomobryomorpha; Isotomidae
Product: homeodomain-only protein
Exons: 3
Coding region: 294-599 (101 amino acids)
Biological process (GO): cell differentiation; regulation of transcription by RNA polymerase II
Cellular component (GO): nucleus
Molecular function (GO): DNA binding
Source: RefSeq, a predicted model, not a curated record
GUUGAGUCUCAGUCUCAUUUUGCACUCGGAUCCUCCAACUUGCUUACGAUUGGAACUGUGCAUAGCUCUCUAUUCCUUUAUAUAUUUGCACAAUUGGCGUCUCACCACCACUCUUGCAAAAUAUUUGGUCCAGUGGAUUAGUUAAAUUAAAAGUUGUGACCACAAAUUAAUCACUUUUGAGUGAAAAUAAAGCCACUUAACGUACUUUAUUUGGCAUUUUUUUGUUGGUGCUGGUGCAAUUCAGGACACAAAUUUAUCUACAACUCAUCCAGGACUUUGCAGACUAACCUAAAAUGGCGACCGGAGCAAUGCGCGUCGUACCAGAGUUGCAACAGCAACAAAAACAGCAACAACAGAGGCGGGAGGAGCAGGAGGGUCGCGGCGGCAAGAUGAACCUUGACCUCCGUCUGACCGAAGAGCAGGAAGAGUAUUUGGAGCUGCAGUUUAAAAAGUCGAAGAAUCCACACCCCUCAGAGCUCAUGCUCACCGCCGCGGAAACCGGCCUCCUCGAGGAAGAAGUUCAAGCUUGGUUCAAGCAAAGAAUGGCCAUGUGGAGGAGAGAUCAAGGCCUGAAUCCUGUCAGUAGUCGAAUUUGCUAAAGAGGAAAUUUAGCACAUGGAUGGAUGGAAUUUGGACACCAACUUCUGUUUUAUAUUAUUGCAAAGAUGUCAAUUAUCACGAACGAGAGAAGAAAAAACCGGACAGAAUUAUAUACACACACAAAAAUCCUUCAAUUUGCGAAUAUUUAGUGAUUGAUUAUUAUACCAUAAAUACAAACAUUAAAAUUAAUGAGCUUCGUUUAAGUAUUAAGUUAAUACCUUUGAAAUGCAUAUUAUUGAAAUGUUCCCAUGAACAAAUUAAUUAAUGCAAAUUAUAAAUAUUCAUGUAAUUAAUUCCUGGACAUAAUUGAAUU